UGACUUCCUCGGCGUGGGUCUGUGCAUGGUGAGAAGAUGAACGGGAAACGGCCGGCAGAUCCCGGCCCAGCGCGGCCAAUGAAGAAGGGAAAGAAGCAGGUAGCGGCAGAAUUUUCGGACGCUGUCACUGAAGAAAUCCUGAGGAAGCAGGUGGCCGAGGCCUGGAGCUGCCGGACGCCGUUCAGUCAUGAAGCAAUUGCCUUGGACAUGGAUCCUUUUCUUCACUGUGUGAUCCCAAACUUCAUCCAAAGCCAAGACUUCCUGGAAGGACUUCAGAAAGAACUCUUGAGCCUGGACUUCCAUGAAAAGUACAAUGAUUUAUAUAAGUUCCAGCAGUCCGAUGAUUUGAAGAAGAGAAAAGAGCCUCAUAUCUCAGCCUUGAGGACACUUAUGUUUGAAGAUUUUCGGGCCUGGCUUUCUAAGGUUUCCGGCAUUGACCUAGAAGCAACCGUUGACAUGUCCUGUGCUAAAUACGAGUUCACUGAUGCUCUGCUCUGCCACGACGACGAGCUGGAGGGGCGCCGGAUCGCCUUCAUUCUGUACCUGGUUCCUUCCUGGGACAGGGACUUGGGGGGCACCCUGGACCUCUAUGACACGGAUGAACACUUGCAGCCAAAGCAGAUUGUGAAGUCUCUUGUCCCUGCCUGGAACAAACUGGUUUUCUUUGAAGUGUCUCCAGUAUCCUUUCACCAGGUGUCUGAAGUCCUGUCUGAAGAAUUAACACGUUUGUCCAUAAGUGGCUGGUUUCACGGUCCUUCGUUAGCCAGGCCUCCCACCUACUUUGAGCCCCCAGUCCCUCGAAGCCCUCACAUCCCACAAGACCAUGAAAUUUUAUACGAGUGGAUCAACCCUGCUUACCUGGAAAUGGAUUAUCAAAUGCAAAUUCAGGAAGAAUUUGAGGAAAGGUCUGAAAUUCUCCUGAAGGAGUUUCUUAAGCCUGAGAAAUUUGCAAAGGUCUGUGAAGCCUUGGAGAAAGGAGAUGUGGAAUGGAAAAGCCAUGGUCCCCCAAACAAAAGGUUUUAUGAGAAAGCGAAGGAAAGUAACCUCCCUGAUGUUCUGAAGGAGUGCAUGGGCCUGUUUCACUCAGAGGCAAUGUUCCUGCUGCUCUCCAACUUCACCGGGCUGAAGCUUCACUUCUUGGCCCCUUCAGAAGAUGAUGAGACCGAGGACAAAGGAGAGGGGGAGACAGCCAGCGCUGCUGGUGGCACUGAAGAAGGGACUAGCCAAAGCCCCCCAGGGCCAGAGGAUAAUCAGGCAGCUGUCGGCAGCCACAGUCAAGAGAAUGGUGAACAGGCAGACCCAGAACCACAGGAAGACGAAGCAAAGAAAGAAUCAAGUGUUCCCAUGUGCCAGGGAGAGCUGAGGCGAUGGAAAACUGGUCACUACACUUUAGUCCACGACAACAGCAAGACGGAGUUUGCCUUGGACCUGUUUCUGUACUGCGGCUGUGAAGGCUGGGAGCCAGAGUAUGGCGGCUUCACCUCCUACAUUGCGAAAGGUGAAGAUGAAGAGCUGCUCAUAGUGAAUCCAGAAAACAAUGCUCUGGCCUUGGUCUACAGAGACAGAGAAACUCUGAGAUUUGUGAAGCACAUUAACCACCGCAGCCUAGAGCAGAGGAACACCUUCCCAAACAGAAGCGGGUUCUGGGACUUCGCAUUCAUGUACUACGAGUAACAAGACUGGGCAGGGCCAGCUAGCAUUCGCUCCACCAGUGCUGGGAACGUGUGGGGGAAGGGAAGCGCGCAUGCUGGGUAACUAAGUGCCCUCCUUACAGGCUGCCCUGUGCUGGUGCACGCCUGUAAUGCCAGCCUCAGGAGGCAGAGGAAGGGGACCUUCAGUUCCAAGGUCAGUGUGGCUUAGACAGUGCUACUGUCUCCCCAAACAUACAAAUCUUGGUCAUCCUCUCAUAAAAGUCAUGAUUGUCCUCAAACUAGACAUCAUGCUGGAGCUAUGAACUUUUCCCUUGGUUUUUAAAAACUGGUUUACCCCAUUUGAAUUCUUUUGGUUCUAUAGUAACUGCCUUGGCAACUUUCUAACUUUGGUGAUUUUUUUUUUUAAUUUAUGGUUAAAUACACACACACACCCAUACACAAUUUAGCAGGAUAACACUUGUUUUUGGUUUGAGGCGGGGGGGUUUGUUUUGUUCUUUUGACAGGGUUUUACUAUGUAGCCCAGGCUAGCUCUGAAAUACUGAUCCUUCCACCUCAACUCCUAAGUGCUGGGAUUGCAGGCCUGAGCCGCCACCCCCACAAUUCCUGCACGUAUAGUCCGUGGGGUUGAGCACACUGAAGUGCAAAGCACCCAUCACUGCCGUAUCCGGGUGUUUUCCGUCUUCCCAAAGGGAAAUGCUGCUUGGUCCCUUCUCUGUCGACUUUUUGCCUCACCAGUGAUCCAUACAGUGUGGAUCACUUCCUAAUUAGCUUGUUUCACUUAGCACAGCGCCCUCAGGGUCCAUCAGUGUUUCCAGUGUUUUUCUUUCUCACUCCUUCCUAAGUAGUGGUAGAAACCUUGUGUAACCCUCUUCGUGCUGAACCUGAGAGCUGUGACACAGUCUGAGUCAUGACUUGCACUGUGGGCUGAGCUCCACCCUGACUCCCAGGACAGGGUGCACUCCCAUAGCUAGCGCUGCUCCCUUGGAAAGAUCUGGCUGGAAGCUAACACAGCCCCAGGAAUCCUGUGGCUGUUUACUGCCCUGUUUUCCCCCUCAUCUACUGCCUUUAAACCUGGAACCAUGACUUCUCUGAGUCUAGCCUCCCAGUUACUGUGUGUUCCUAAAUGCUGGAGGACCGGGUGUGAAAGGAGUUGCCUUUUCCUUCCUUUUGAAAGACCCCAUGUUAAAGGCAGUGCCAGGAGGAUAAGAAGUCCUCCUUUUGCUUCUGUCCUUUUCCAUGAACUGCUCCAUGGGACUAUGGCAUAGCUCUUCCCAUUUUGUGGGGGUGUGCUUGGUGGCUGAAAGAUGUCCUCACCACCCCACACCACAUUCCUUUGCUGCUUUCUCGUUUUCUGACUAUCCUUGUGGCUUUCAGUAUGGACUUUACCUAUUAGUAGGAAAAGCGCUGGACCUUUAAAGUGGCUUCUUCACACUUCUCUUUGACGUCCUAAAAGUCCAUCCAAAUGCAUUGUCUUUUAGAUUGAUGGCUUUCAAUUUAUUUACCCCAGUCAGUUAAACACAUUUAACAUUCAUACCCUAAUGGAUACUUAGAAGUUUAUAUGUUCUGGGUUUAAUCAUAAAACAAAGUCAUUCUUAAAUAAUGACACGAGAAUACCCAGGCCUAAACUGAGGGGGUAUACUUUAAUCCCAUGCUUUUGGAAGGUAAAGGCAAGAAGAUCAAGAGUUCAAGACUAUCCUCAGCCACACAGCAAGUUCAAGACCAACCUGGGUAACAAUACACCUUGUCUCAAAAACAAGUAUCAAGCCAGGAGUGGGAGGUACACAUCUUAUCCCAGCACUCAGGAGGCAGAGGCAGGCAGAUCUGUGGAUUCAGGCCAGCCUGGUCUACAAAGAGAUUUGAGGAUAGCCAGAGCUACAUAGUGAGACCCUGAUUCAGGAAUCAAAAACAAAGGAAGACUAUGCAGACCUGGCUUUAGAGUUGACUUCCCAUGCCAGGCAGCCAUGGCUGUGGCCCACGCAUCCUGUUUGAGACGUCACCGCACUUUAAAACAGAGUAGCGCUCACACAGGACUGCACACGCUUUGUUGCUAAUGCUCCAUUUUGAAGUUUGCCUUUUCUGAACUGCUGCAGGCUAAAGGCAGACCCCGCUCUCCCCCAGUUGAAGUGCCUGAUUGGAAAGACCUCUGAAGGGGCCUUUCUGUGUCUGCAGAGCCCCUGGCCUGCAAGUGACGGAACCUGCAGGCUGCUUUUCUGCUCUAAGGAGCAGCUGCUCCUUUAAGUUGCCGUGAGCCACAUUGUCGUGUCUGUGAGAUGACUGGCGUGUGUGACCGUGUGUGUGGGCCCGUUAAGUCUCCAGUGGAGCUGAAAGGUUCCUGUUCCAGAACGGGCCACUGUGCUGCCACCGGUAAGAGCGCAGCCCAGGCCACCUGUGCUGCCACCGGUAAGGGCGCAGCCCAGGCAGUUGUGCACACAGCUGUGGCCAGCAGGCCACCCUCAUGCGCUCGCUCACGUUACCUGCUCAGAGUGCACUGCUGUUACGGCGGUAACUCCCAUGUGCUUCGGGCAGGUCCUUCAGAGAGGACUCAGGGAAAGGCAUGGCUCUGGGGUUGGCACUUCUGUGCCUGUUACUACCCAUGCAGACCACAGUAGACAAACCACACAGGUAGAAGGCAGUGAUGAUGACGACAAUCAUAGGUGUGUGUGUGUGUGUGUGUGUGUGUGUGUGUGUGUGUGUGUGUGUGCUCGUGCAUGUGUGCGUGCGUGCGUGCGUGCAUCAGAAAGGUUUAAAAAGAAAAUAAAGGAAAUAUUUUUGUAGCUAUACAAUGUAAAGUUAUAAGUUAAAGUCCUAAAAAUUAAAGUGUAAAGUAAGUUCUACUGUGUGAGUUAAGGCUGUUGAAUAGAGUAUUUUUAACAUUUAACAUGUCGUCCAUGUUGGAAGGCAGACAGCUUCCGAUUGUCUCUCCAAGUGCACUGUCGGGUUUGCACAGUGGCCAUGCCUCCGCUUGCAAUUACUUGAUCCUGAUUGGUUGCUGCUUUGGGCCUGGGGCAAGAGAGUCGAAUGUAGGCUCUCAAUGUCUUUUCUUGGUAAAAGCUAUGCUAAUUUCUGUGUGACCAAUAGCAUGUCUCUCAAUAAUGAGCCUCUAAUUCUUGUUUUCUUAUUUAUUGGUGUUUUUGAGAAGGGUCUCUGUAGGCCCUAGCUCUCCAACUGCUAAGAUUACAGAGUACCACUGUGUCUAGCUGUGAACUUCCAGUUCUUAUAACUCUUUUUCCUAAAGGUGAUAUUCCCUCCAAAGACAACAGCUUUAUAUCUCUUCAGACUAUAGAUAAUGCAUGUUCAUUGUUGAGAAAUUAAAAGUGUGGAAAAACACAAAGGUCAAUUGAAAUCCACCAUCCUGUGACAGUCGUGUGUUGCUGUAACCGUGUCAACGUGGCCACCCUACACUGUAUUAGGAAACACGGCUCCUCUUCGUUCUCUCUUCCCUGUCUUCUGUCCGGCAAAUAAAUACAAGGUUACAGGGCAGUUUGUCAGACAGGGCUCAGAGGGAGACACUAAUGGCCACCACUGCAUACAAGAAUGAGAAUGGUCCCUCAGGGGGUCCUUAAGCGAGUGUCUUUCAGGUUUCUUAGGGAUGAAAAUGAGCAGCCAGAGAUGCUCUUGGAGAUCUGUGUCCCACUAAUGCUGCCCGACUGGUACCCUCCUUUACAUUUGUGUUUCCUUAAUAUAAAUGUUUACACAUAUAUUUGAGUGAUUAAGAAAAUGGAUCUAUAUUUCCGGUUUUCCUCACAAAAUAAAGAUGUUUGUGCAUUUC
This is a messenger RNA of Rattus norvegicus (Norway rat), 5421 nucleotides long. It is a transcript of the gene Ogfod1, whose product is annotated as 2-oxoglutarate and iron-dependent oxygenase domain containing 1. Gene Ontology annotation, molecular function: L-ascorbic acid binding; iron ion binding; 2-oxoglutarate-dependent dioxygenase activity. The record is from RefSeq and is marked validated. Gene Ontology annotation, cellular component: cytoplasm; nucleus. The transcript is spliced from 13 exons. Bases 37 to 1674 code for a protein of 545 amino acids. NCBI's taxonomy places the organism in Eukaryota, Metazoa, Chordata, Mammalia, Rodentia, Muridae.